CUUCUACCCUUCUGACCCUCUGCUCUUUCAUUCUCCUCCAUUCCCCGUUUUAUUUCCUUCUGCCCCUUUACAUCCACUAGAUUCCCUCUCUUCUAGAUCUCCUUUACCCUAUUUCCCUCCUCCAAGCAAUCCUCUGUCCUUAAUUCCCACACAACACCUCUUCUUUCACCUGACACUCGCCCAACUUGAUCAAAACAAUAAAAAUAAAAAAAGACACGCAUAUCUAUCCCCCAAGGCACCAUUGCUCGGUCCCAAUUAUCAGAUUCAGACCAGUCGCGAGAAAUAGGAAUUCAGUCAAUCAAUUAGUCUGCCCAUCAGUAUGUCAGCAGAACCCAGAACGAGUCCAACACCAAGAUAUACGAUCCUUGUUACCAUUGUCGAGGGUCGCUAUUUCCUUCGUGAUCCCGACUGUCAAUUGAUGGUCCAGUGCCAGUUCAAUGAUGCUCUCUUCAUCGAGAACCCAGAGACAAAUAGCCAUUCCUACCCAGAAAUCCUCAGCACAGAUCCUGUCGAGCAAACCCCGUACCCUAUCUGGGAUACUGAACUCGCCUGGGACCUGGAUGCUGAAGUCCUGGACAUCCUCCGCAUCGAGCAUGCUUCUCUCAAGCUCACCUGUUUCUCCAUCAACCAAAAGACAAACGAAGAAGAGACCUUGGGACACAUCAUCUUGGAUCUCUCUUCCGCAUUCGAGCCUGAAUCAGCAGAAGAACAAUGGGCCGCCUUGACCGGUGCCAACGCUUCAGGAUACCGUGGCCUGCAACCAGAGCUCAAGAUUGCUUUUACGAUCGAUGAAGGUAUCUCAGAUGUCAAUCCUACGAUCGAUAAUGUCCUGACCAGCAUCGAAUCCACCUCCUCUGAAGAAGCCGAGUAUUUGAGUCAGAUCCAGUCUCAUUUCAAAAAGACUCCUGCUGCUGCACUCCAUGGGCUUGAAGAAGAAGAGGAAGAGGACGAGGAUCGGUACGAAGAUGAUGGCCGUGAUGCUCAUGUGCCUAUCGGAGAUCGAUCUUUCUAUCGAACUCGAGAUGAUCCAGAGACUGGUGUACCUGAAUUCGAUGAUGAUGAGUCGAUGCAGAUGGAUAUCCCAGUCGAUGUUGGUGAGGUCAUCAUCCCUACCGAGGUCAAAUCAAAAGGAUUCCUUCAGCUCGGUGUUGGUCGCGACUUCUUCAUCUUCACCAUCACCAUCCAGGCAACAAGGAACAUGGAUAGCUUAGUAGAGCGCUAUGCAACCACCCAAGGUAAAAAUGUCGAGGCUGUUGAGCAAGGACUCUUCCUCUACUACACCUUCCUCGGCAACAGUGUGGCAACACAGCUCCUUAACAAGACCGAGGCAGGCGCACCAAUUGAAGAGAUCGCACUGAGACUCAAGUCAUCGAUGGAGUCAAUGUACCAACACUUCCGAGAUGGAGAGCAACUCUUGAUCCAUCUUUGCCAUGGAUCCAAUCUCAUUGGGACUGCUACCAUCCCUCUUGCUGUCAUUCUCCUUCACGGCACAGCCAAUCUGUUCCAUGCAAGUGCUCAGUUCUAUCCUUUCCAGCCAGCUGUUCCUUUGCAUGAAGAAGGAUCCAAGCCUGAGCCAUCGGAGGUUGCCUUUGUGCAAGUGGCUAUGCAUGUGACUCGUGAUUUGAAUACUCUUGCUACUCCCAACACUCCUGCCAUCCGUCGCGCAUCACAAGGCACUGCUUCCAAGAGAGCCAGACCUGCUGCCAUUGAGGUAGACACCUCCAGGAACUUGAGUUCCUCCACUUCAUCUCGUUCACCUCGUCGACAUGAUUACAAGUUCUCGAUUGAGCUCCGCACAUUCAAGGCAUUGUCCCGCAACCUGAACAAUGUCUCGUUGAGAUACAACUACCGUCCUUUUGGUCCAAAGUCUACUCAACCUCCUAUCAAUGCAUCGAGACUUGUGCCAACAUCUCUACCUGAUAGCUGUCGCACCUUCCAGUUGUGCCAAACUCCACAAGCUCUUCGCAACCAACUCAAAACACCAUUGGUGGUCGAGGUCUGGUGCCAGCAUCCGGAGACUAGGCAAAAUGUCCUUCAUGCCUCUGGCCAGAUUCAUCUUAUUGAUAUCCUAGAUGAGGAUGCUGAACCAACAACAGAAGGCCAUAUGCAGCGUCUUCAAUCCAGUUUUGUAGUCGUACUCGAAGGUGGUAGCAGUCCUGUGGGAGAAAUCCAAUUUGCAUGCUCUCUUGAGGAUCUUGGCGAGUACUUUGAUAGUCAACAGAGUGAGAUCCUGUCAACAACGCCUGUGCACUCGAUGGAGCUCCACCACCACUCUAGAGGUCCGUCUAAUGAUCUGUCUACAGCUGGACCUGAGCCUCAGUAUGGUUUCCAUCCUCGUGGUCACAAUGUCGAAGUAUUGCCAUCUGAGCAUGAGGAAGUGCGUAGUCAGAGAAAGCAGCGUAACUCGUCUCAUUUUGCAGAAGGUUACAGUGAUCAAGAACGAGCCGAGACAUCAGCUGCUCCAAGCCGAUCCAGUCAAAGACCCACCUCUGUUCGACUCUCUCAGGUCCGCCACUUGUCACAGGCUCAUCAGAACAGCCAUCCUCACCACCAUCACCCAUAUGGAAAGCCCUCGAGUCCAUCUGGAAAGAAUGAUCCCCCUAUGGACUAUCAGAUGGCUUUGAAGCAACAGCUUGCUAAACAAGUCGAGUUGAAUCGCCAAGUCGAGUAUGACCUCCUUCGUCGCUCGCCUAUCUCAAGCCUUCCUCAUUCACUUCAGCAGACCCUUCAAGCUGAAAAGACAAGACGUCCUUCCUUGACAAUCGAUGGAUUGGAGAGCAAGGGCGCUGUGGGUGUUGAUGGAGCUGAGAGUCAGAUCUCUCAGAAGGCUCAACAGAAGGUGAAGGAUCUGAAGGCUCUUGAUUACCAAGUACAGAAGCAGUUGAUUGCGCUCGAGUUUCGUGAGCGUAAGCUGUUGCGAGCUGAGGAGGCUUUGCAGCGUCAACAAGCCAAUUUCCAAAAGGUCAUGGAUCGCCAUGGAUAUUCACAAGGCUCAUUCCAGAAUCCUGAUCAGCCAUUCGUUACCACUCAGGCUUUGUCAUCAUCUACAACAGCAGGUGUUGGCAGUGGUAGCAGUGGUGCUGGUGUUGGUGCUGGAUCGCAACCUAUCUUGGGUAGCAAUCCUAGUCCACAGGACUUCUUUUUGCUCCAGGACCGUUUCCGAGCACUCCAAAGACAGAACCAACUGUUGGAGGCAGAGUUCAAUCAGUACCGUCAAGAGCACCCAGCUCAUCUCAAUACAUCCAGCAUUGCAGCACUCCACAAGAAGAUUGCAGAGCUCGAGUCAACCAAUAGCAAGCUGAUGAAUGAUGUCACGUUUGCCAACAACUACAAGGAGCACUACAAGGCCCUUUGGACUCAUUCUUUGCAAGAGAUCGCAUCGAUGCGUCAAGAUCUUCAGAUGGGGAUGGAGAUCAAGAUGAUGCAACAGUUCAAUGAAGUGGAUCAGCUGAAGCUGAUGGGAAUGACACGUGCUGAAGCAGACCAUGGCCAGGAUCGAAUCAUCCUCCGAGGCAUCAUGAAGAUGACGAAGGAACAGAUGACUAUAGCCAAUAUGGUCGCCGUGGCCGUGGUGGCGGUGGACAUCAUCAGCAUCAGCAAGAGAGACACUAUCCUAUGGGACAGAGUCAACAACGUCAACAACCUUCACAAAAGCAACAUCAACAGCAGCAACAGCAGCAACAACAGCAACAUUAUCGUGGAGGUCAACAAUAUUCGAUCAGCAACAACAAUGGCUCGACCUAUGAGCCUUUCCCUACUUCAAUCAAGCCAACAAAAGCAAGUAGCAGUAGUGGUGCAGAUGGUAGUAGCCAUAGCAAGUUGCAAGGAGGGAGUUUAGUUGAUGCUCGAUACUUUCAUUCGAAUGCAGGAGUAGGCAACACAAGCCUAAAUGAGGAGGAGGAUGAGGAACAUGAUGAGACAUUGGUGGAUAAUACGAUGAUGCG
Molecule: messenger RNA, 3944 nt
Organism: Lobosporangium transversale
Lineage: Eukaryota; Fungi; Mortierellomycota; Mortierellomycetes; Mortierellales; Mortierellaceae
Product: Cep120 protein-domain-containing protein
Exons: 3
Coding region: 320-3838 (1172 amino acids)
Biological process (GO): interkinetic nuclear migration; positive regulation of centriole elongation; centrosome cycle
Cellular component (GO): centrosome; centriole
Source: RefSeq, a predicted model, not a curated record